This is a messenger RNA of Brettanomyces nanus, 1932 nucleotides long. RefSeq names its product Nucleolar GTP-binding protein 1 (gene NOG1). Gene Ontology annotation, biological process: ribosomal large subunit biogenesis. The coding region runs from base 1 to 1932 and encodes 643 amino acids. The record is from RefSeq and is a predicted model, not a curated record. The transcript has a single exon. NCBI's taxonomy places the organism in Eukaryota, Fungi, Ascomycota, Pichiomycetes, Pichiales, Pichiaceae. Gene Ontology annotation, cellular component: nucleolus. Gene Ontology annotation, molecular function: RNA binding; GTP binding; GTPase activity.
AUGCAAUUAAGUUGGAAAGAUAUAUCGGCCGUUCCUGAGGCCAAUGACCUCUUGGAUAUUGUGCUAAAUAGAACCCAACGUAAGACACCUACCGUUAUCAGACCGGGUUUUAAGAUUCAACGUAUUAGAGCGUUUUACAUGAGAAAGGUGAAGUUUACUGCCGAAGGUUUUGGUGAUAAAUUUGAUGCUAUACUACAAGGUUUCCCUAAUAUUAAUGACCUUCAUCCCUUCCAAAGGGAUUUGAUGGAUACGUUGUACGAGAAGAAUCAUUAUAAGGUGUCAUUGGCAUCCGUUUCCAAGGCUAGAACCUUGAUCGAGAAAAUUGCUCGUGAUUAUGUCAGGUUAUUGAAGUUCGGUCAGUCUCUUUUCCAGUGUAAAGAGUUAAAAAGGGCCGCCCUUGGUCGUAUGGCCACUAUGGUUAAAAAGCUUAAGGAUCCACUUCUUUAUUUGGAACAGGUUAGACAGCAUUUGGGCCGUCUACCUUCGAUCGAUCCUAAUACUAGGACUUUAUUGAUAUGCGGUUAUCCUAACGUGGGUAAGUCGUCUUUCCUUAGGUCAAUCACCAAAGCUGAUGUUGAAGUGCAACCUUAUGCGUUCACCACUAAAUCUUUGUAUGUUGGACAUUUCGAUUAUAAGUAUUUGCGAUUCCAAGCUAUAGAUACCCCAGGUAUUCUUGACAGGCCUACAGAGGAGAUGAAUAACAUAGAGAUGCAGUCUAUCUAUGCCAUUGCGCAUUUGAGAUCGUGCGUUUUGUACUUUAUGGAUGUUUCAGAACAGUGUGGUUUCUCUAUUGAAGACCAAGUGAAGCUCUACAAUUCUAUCAAACCUUUAUUUGCGAAUAAGUCCGUUCUUAUUGUUGUUAACAAGGCCGAUAUCAUUAAGCUUGAAGAUCUUGAUGACGAGAAACAGCAGCUUGUUCAGACAAUGCUCGAUGUUCCUGGUGCUGAAAUCAUGCAAACUUCCUGUUUCGAGGAAGAGAACGUCAUGCAGGUGAGAAACAAAGCUUGCGAGAAAUUACUUGCUUCAAGAAUUGAGCAGAAGCUAAAGGGAUCUGCUAGAGUUAGCACUGUACUCAACAAGAUUCAUGUGUCCAAGCCACAAGUUCGUGACGAUUUGGACAGGCCUGCUUACAUCCCAGAGGCUGUUAAAAAACAGCAGAAGUUUGAUCCAAACGAUCCAAACAAGCAUAUAUUAGCUAGAGAAAUCGAAGCCGAGAAUGGAGGCGCUGGUGUCUACAACAUCAACCUCAAGGACAAGUACAUUCUAGAGGAGGAAGAGUGGAAGAAUGAUGUGAUGCCAGAAGUUCUCAAUGGCAGAAACGUUUACGAUUUCUUGGAUCCAGAUAUCACUGAUAAAUUACAGUUGUUGGAAGCUGAAGAGGAACGGUUGGAGAAGGAAGGAUUUUACGACUCAGACGAUGAAGAGAAUGCAUUACUUAAAACACCAGAGGCCAGAGAUAUUCGCAAGAAGGCCAGAUGGAUUCGAAACAAGCAAAGAAUGAUGAUCUAUGAAGCCAGACAAAGAAAGGCUCUCAACAACAAGGCUUUGUUACCAAGAUCUAAGUUGACGAAGUCAUACAAGGAUAUGGAGAAUCAUAUGUACAUGGUCGGCCAUGAUGUUGGUAAAUUAAGAGCUAAGAAGGAGGCAUCACAUAAGAAUGUGACGGUCGCGGGAGCAGACAUAAUGCGUGCAUCGAUGUUGUUGAACGACUCCGGGGAAUCAUUCUCCUCUACUCUCAGACAGUCUGAUCGUUUACAUGCUGGUGUUAACGAUGCUUCCCUUAGAUCGAAGGCUGAGAGAUUGAAUAAGCUACAAAGAAGAACGAGGAACAUGCAAGCCAGGGCAGGUGAGUCCGAUAGAAGAAUUCCAGACGAGAUGCCUAAGCACUUGAACUCCGGUAAGCGUGGUAUUGGUAAGACCCAGAGACGUUAA